Phytophthora sojae is the source of this 1486-nucleotide messenger RNA. RefSeq lists its product as hypothetical. Lineage: Eukaryota; Oomycota; Peronosporomycetes; Peronosporales; Peronosporaceae. The transcript has a single exon. The record is from RefSeq and is a predicted model, not a curated record. The coding region runs from base 1 to 1467 and encodes 488 amino acids.
AUGUGGCUCAACAGUCGCGAUCUCUCGGCGGACGACGACGGCGCCAGCACGCGCGAUGGCGUGUGGGGCUUCGCCGCGUCCAACCAGUCGGCGGCGUCGCACGGCACCAUCGGCGCCUCGGGCUCGCGCGCGCUCUGGAACCGCAUGGAGCCGGCCGAGGAGGAGCGAGAGGAGGAAGCCCUACCGUCCUACCUGUCCUACCUGCAGCCGGCGUUCCGUCCGGCGCCUGCGACGCCCACUACGUUGGCUCCGAGUGCGUCUCAGCAGCCCCCAGCGUUCUACACGGCCAAGCGCGCCGCCCCGGGGCUGCCCACGCCCCCCACGCCAAUGCCGCAGCCAGUGCGAGUCACCCCCGAGGUGGGGAACGUCGCGCGCAAGAGCUCGGAGCUCGCGCAGGCGCUGGAGCACCUGGUGCUUGGCUCGGUGCAGCGACACUUGGGGGACGCCACGCCCGACAAGACUCAGGUCAGAUGCAGGUGCGCGUGCGACUCCAUGCGGGCGCAGAUGAACGAGAUGGUUCUGCAGAUGCAGUCGCUGCAGAACCAGGUGCUGGAGCUGACCAAGAACUCGAUCCCCACGGCCAUCGAGGUCGGACGCGUGAACGUCAAGGCCAGCUCGCCUAGCAACGGCAACUGGAGCGCCAACGCGGCGCCUUUUGUGCCCAAACAGCAGCAGCAUUACAAGCAGCAGACGCAGCCCCCUCCUCCCCCGCCUCCGCCUGCUUCGGCAGUGGACCAAGCCACGGCGACGGUGCUGAGUGACCGCAUUUCGACGCUGGAGGGACGACAGAGCGCGUUCCAGUCGCAGCUCGCGCAGAUCGCCAAGGUGUUGGGCAUUCCCACGGGUAAGCCUGGUAAGCACAGCCCUGUGAAACAUUUGGUGCAGACGCUGCGCGACGAAGUGGACGCCAAGGUGCAGCAGGCGACGGCGGAGGCGCGCACGGACCUGACGGCGGAGAUCAACGCGGCGCUGGGAGGCAUUGUAGCGGGCAAGCCGGCAGGUGGCGACUCGCAGGACGCGCUGUCUUCCAAUGCUGUGCUGGCGGCGCUGGCGGGUGAGCACGAGGCUUCGUUGGCGCGGUUGAGCGGGUCUUUCGAGGAGCUGCUGGCGGAGGAAGCCCGCCAGCGUGCGGCGCUUGAGGCGCGUGUGCGCUCGCAGCUUGCUCAACAGGAGGAGUGGUUGCAGCAGUUGGAGGGGGCGUUUGGGUCUCCUCAUGACCCGGAGCACGAGCAGGAACCUCGUAGCAAAGACCCCAACUCGCAGCGCAGCGUGGACGCGAAGCUGGCACAACUCGAACGCAAGUGCGACGAGAGCCGCGAACUCUGUCGACGUCUGUCGAGGUUACUACCCGAAGCAGCCAAUUCACGGCUUCGGAUGCGGCAAGGCUACGAAGAGGAGGACGAAGAGGACGGACAGAGCUGGCCAGGACACUUGGUAGGCAGGGAUAGGUACGACUCGAGCAAAUGACACACUGUAUUCUGCAUUG